ACCGGUGCCGAUAAUGAAUUAAUAAAGAUGGUUAAAUUAGAAAAAGGAAAAUACCAAAUUAAAAGUACAUCCAAAAUCCUCUCGUCGUUUGAAAAUUGUGAAAAGGGGCCGGCUCGCCUCCCGCCAAACGGCCACCCCUUCCACGGCCGCGCUCACCUCGCCGUCCUCUUGCCGUCGCGUCGCCCGUCGAAUCCCGAUCUGUUAUCAGGUUAAGUGGAACCGAUUUACUUCCAGGCAACCUUCUUUAAGCAGACUGGUCCCUGGGCCGCCUGCAGACAUGUCCGAGGAGAAGGAAGAAGAGACCCUGACCCUGGUCGACUUUCUCGAAGAGGAAAACGAAAUCGAACUUACGGUCCAAGAUGUCCUAGGACCUUCCGAUGACAAAAACUGCACUUACAACUUGGGUUAUAUGGGAAGGCAAGCACUUUAUGCUUGUUUAACAUGUAAUUCUCCAGAAAGCCCAGAUUUUAAGUAUGCAGGGAUAUGCCUCGCUUGCAGCUAUCACUGUCACGAAGGGCAUAAUUUAAUUGAGCUUUAUACCAAAAGGUUUUUUCGCUGUGACUGUGGCAAUAGUAAGUUUGGUGGGAAAAAAUGUAAUUUAACGCCAGAGAAAGAUGACGUCAAUGACAAUAAUAACUACAAUCAAAAUUUUAAGGGUCUUUAUUGCACUUGUAGCAGACCCUAUCCAGAUCCUGAAGCCGAAGACGAUUCAGAUGUGAUGCUGCAAUGCAUCGUCUGUGAAGAUUGGUAUCAUUCUUCGCAUUUAAAUAACGAAACACCUCCGGAUUGUCAGGAUUCUUCUUUUUCCGAAUUGAUUUGUGAAGGCUGUACUGAAAAAUUACCGUUCCUUAAUUACUAUUUAGAUAAAUCAGUUAAUACUAAGUUUGAAGGGAAAGAUGUUUCAUCUAAUGAAGAAACAAAGGGUGAUGUACCUAAUGUUGCCAAAGAGGAAACUAAAGUAGAUGUUGAAGAUACAAGUUUAGAAAAGAAUAAAGAUUGUUACCGAAAAACGCACCCUUUGUUGAGAAAGAUCAGCAAAGGUGCGACGUUGUGGCCAUCGACAUUCCGUUCUAUUCUUUGCAGUUGCUCUGAAUGCUUGGAGGAGUACAAAAAGUACAAAGUUCCUUGGAUUGCAGAUGAGCAGGAUACAGCACAUGCCUAUCAAGAAAAAGGUAAAACAGAAGGAGAGAAUUCAGGGGAGAAUUCGAGUUAUGCUCAAGGGAUGAAAGCCCUUCAGAAAUUGGAUCGAUUUAGACAAGUCGAGGCUAUUCACAAUUAUAAUGAUCUGAAGUCUCAGUUGCAUACUUACCUCGCGGAUUUUGUACAGCGCAAACGUGUUGUUAAGGAAGAGGACAUUCACGCGUUUUUCGAUUACAUGCAACAAAGGAAGAAGCGGCGGAUCGGAACUCCGCCUUACAUGUGUUAAGAAUUUUUUUUUCUACUUAAAAGAAAAAUAUAUUGGUGUUGAUUGUCGAUGUAAAUUUCUUAAUUUUGUCAUUACGAUAAGAGGCAUA
Cimex lectularius (bed bug) is the source of this 1514-nucleotide messenger RNA. Its product is annotated as putative E3 ubiquitin-protein ligase UBR7. Gene Ontology annotation, cellular component: cytoplasm. Lineage: Eukaryota; Metazoa; Arthropoda; Insecta; Hemiptera; Cimicidae. Bases 278 to 1426 code for a protein of 382 amino acids. The transcript is spliced from 10 exons. The record is from RefSeq and is a predicted model, not a curated record. Gene Ontology annotation, molecular function: ubiquitin protein ligase activity; zinc ion binding.